CUGAACUCAUCGGAGAGCGUCAGAACACCAGCAUGGAAAAUAGUGUUGAUGUCAAGAUAGAAACCAAGGGGGAAAGAAAGCCAAUAAAGCAGAAUCCACUGAGCAAAGCUGGGAAGAGAGUCUGCAGAGCUGUUGAGUACAUCACUGGAGACAUGAAGGAAUUUGGAGCCUGGCUAAAAGAUAAACCCCUCAUGAUCCAGUUUAUUGACUGGGUGCUGCGUGGGAUAUCCCAGGUGAUGUUUGUCAACAAUCCCCUCAGUGGGCUUAUCGUAGUUACUGGUUUCCUGGUGCAGAACCCAUGGUGGACACUCACAGGCUGUUUAGGAACAGUGGUCUCAACUUUAACAGCACUUAUUCUGGGUCAGGACAGAUCAGCCAUUGCAGCAGGCCUGUAUGGCUAUAACGGGGUCUUGGUGGGAUUGCUCAUGGCCGUCUUCUCUGCUAAGGGAGACUACCACUGGUGGCUUCUGCUGCCAGUAGCACUGGUGUCCAUGACAUGCCCUGUUUUCACCAGUGCUUUAGGCUCAGUCUUCUGUAAGUGGGAUCUGCCUGUUUUCACCUUGCCUUUCAACUUGGCCUUGACCCUCUAUCUGGCUGCAUCAGGACCCCAUAACCUCUUCUUCCCUACAACUGUCAUUCAGCCUGCAACAGCAACACCAAACAUCACCUGGACGGAUGCUGAAAUGCCAAUGCUCCUGCAAGCCAUUCCAGUUGGGGUGGGUCAGGUUUAUGGCUGCGAUAACCCCUGGACUGGGGGAAUUUUCCUAAUUGCUUUAUUUAUCUCUUCUCCGCUCAUUUGUCUGCAUGCGGCAAUUGGAUCAGCAGUGGGGAUGCUGGCAGCACUGAGCUUAGCAACACCUUUUAGCAAAAUCUACUCCGGCUUGUGGGGCUACAACAGCUCCCUCUCAUGCGUUGCGAUAGGAGGCAUGUUCUAUGCUUUCACCUGGCAGACACAUUUGCUGGCAAUCGCCUGUGCACUCUUCAGUGCCUAUCUGGGAGCAACAGUGACUAACAUGUUGUCUGUGUUUGGGGUGCCAUCAGGAACCUGGUCUUUCUGCUUGUCUGCACUGACCUUCCUGUUAAUAACCACAAACAACUCUGCCAUCUACAAGCUACCACUCUCCAAAGUCACCUAUCCAGAAGCCAACCGAGCUUAUUAUCUGAGGAUGAAGAAACACCAGAGGUCUUACUGUGAGGUAUAA
Molecule: messenger RNA, 1202 nt
Organism: Gavia stellata (red-throated loon)
Lineage: Eukaryota; Metazoa; Chordata; Aves; Gaviiformes; Gaviidae
Product: urea transporter 2
Exons: 9
Coding region: 33-1202 (389 amino acids)
Biological process (GO): urea transmembrane transport
Cellular component (GO): membrane
Molecular function (GO): urea transmembrane transporter activity
Source: RefSeq, a predicted model, not a curated record